Messenger RNA from Serpula lacrymans var. lacrymans S7.9, 1504 nucleotides. RefSeq lists its product as uncharacterized. Gene Ontology annotation, biological process: GDP-mannose biosynthetic process; carbohydrate metabolic process. The record is from RefSeq and is a predicted model, not a curated record. Gene Ontology annotation, molecular function: mannose-6-phosphate isomerase activity; zinc ion binding. Gene Ontology annotation, cellular component: cytosol. The transcript is spliced from 4 exons. NCBI's taxonomy places the organism in Eukaryota, Fungi, Basidiomycota, Agaricomycetes, Boletales, Serpulaceae. The coding region runs from base 118 to 1374 and encodes 418 amino acids.
GUGUCUGUGGGUCAUACUUAUCAUGAUCGCCGAGUGAGAGUCAUAGCCAGGAUCUGUACGCUGUAUCAGUAUCCCUCUCUUAUUUAUCCAUUGCGCAACAAAGCAAGUUCUUUCGCGAUGGCCGCAGCAGUCGAACCCCUCUUCCGCAUCGCCCCCACCACACAAGGUUAUGACUGGGGAAAACUAGGCAAUUCCUCCAAAGUUGCCCAAUAUGCUUCCGGGGCUGGGAUACCUGAUUUUACAUUGAAGGAAUCAGCACCGUAUGCCGAGUUAUGGAUGGGCACUCACCCCAAAUCGCCGUCUCGAGUAGCUGAAUCGGGCGAGAUAUUGGCGGCGUACUUGGCUGCUCACCCAGAGCUCAUCGGCGAUCGAGUAUCGAAGCAGUUCGGUAUUAAGGACGGCAAUUUACCCUUCCUGUUCAAAGUCUUGGCUAUCAGAAAAGCGUUGAGCAUACAAACCCAUCCGGACAAGAAGACUGCAGAACAGUUACACGCAGAACAGCCCAAUGUUUAUACAGAUCCGAACCAUAAGCCCGAGAUGGCCAUAGCUCUUACCCCAUUCCAGGCAUUGUGUGGUUUCUUGCCCGUCGAACAGAUCGCCGCGUAUUUGGUGUCGACCCCCGAGUUUGCUUCUCUCAUCCCGAAUGCCAUCGUCAACCAGUUUCUCGCCUCCUCUUCGACGCUUGACAGCAAAGGCCCUCUCAGGGAUUUAUUCUCAGCAUUCAUGUCUGCCGAUGUCAACCAGGUCAAGGAAGAAAUAAUUAAGCUGGUUACACGUUACCAAGCCGGCGAGGAGAAAGAAACCGAGAAGGGCGUUAAAGAGCUGGUUUUGAUAUUGAAUGAGCAGUAUCCAGGCGACAUCGGGAUUUUCUGUGCCUUCUUGCUCAACUAUGUGACUUUAAGCCCUGGCGAGGCCAUGUUCCUUGGCGCAGGGGAACCUCAUGCCUAUGUGUCUGGUGAUAUAAUGGAAUGCAUGGCGAACUCGGAUAAUGUUAUUCGAGCUGGUCUUACUCCUAAGCCAAAGGAUAUACCUAACCUUGUGUCAGGUCUGACCUACAACGCAUCGCCUCCCACGAAACAUAUGGUACAACCCGCGAAAUACGGAGGUGCUACCUUGCUGUACGACCCACCUAUCCCCGAGUUUUCUGUCCUCCGGUUGAAUUUACAAGACGGGAAGGAGGAAACUCACGCAGCUAUAGACGGACCAUCUGUUGCUAUAGUGACAGAAGGUGAAGGAACAGUGAGUUGGGAAGGAGGGAAAUCACUGCAGCUCUCCACGGGUAACGUUUUCUUUUUGGCGGCGGGUGUGGAGGUGUCGUUCGCGAGUAAGGGCACACUCAAUCUUUAUCGUGCCUUUGUGGAUGUGAAAAACUAGAGGACCUUUUUUUAUUUUUUAUUAUUCGUGUUGCGAAGUAGUAAAGUAGAAAGUCUUGUACGUUGUACAGUAGAUGGAUGUAUGUUGCAGUACGUUGCAGUACCAGUGAUCGACUUCCGGUCCGAGUCCG